Messenger RNA from Lindgomyces ingoldianus, 3957 nucleotides. RefSeq names its product P-loop containing nucleoside triphosphate hydrolase protein. NCBI's taxonomy places the organism in Eukaryota, Fungi, Ascomycota, Dothideomycetes, Pleosporales, Lindgomycetaceae. The record is from RefSeq and is a predicted model, not a curated record. Gene Ontology annotation, molecular function: four-way junction DNA binding; four-way junction helicase activity; 3'-5' DNA helicase activity. The transcript has 3 exons. Bases 1 to 3759 code for a protein of 1252 amino acids. Gene Ontology annotation, biological process: double-strand break repair via synthesis-dependent strand annealing; interstrand cross-link repair; replication fork reversal.
AUGGCGGACAGCGACGAAUUUGGAGAAUUCGACGAUUCUGCGUUUCUCGACGCAGCGACCCAGUUUGAGAAAGAAAACACACUAGCAUUCCAUCCUUCACCACGGCCGUCCAAGCGACGGCGCAUCGAUCAACAAGAUGAAAGGACUAUGAAGUCCGUUCCGCCAAGAAAAUAUCUUCCAAACCGCCGUCCGGGACCUUUCAUUGAGGAGGAUGAGGAGGAUGAGGCGGAUGAGGAUGAAUCUGCAGACUCAGAUGGGAGAAAGAAACAACCUAAGUCCAAGGGAAAAGAGAAUGACGAGGACGAGCAGGAAGACGAGUCACCCCAGAAGCGAUGGGGUAACAAGAAGAAGGAUCGAAUCCAUACCCCAACAACCAUCGUUGAUCUGACUGAUAUGUAUGCUACGCAACCACUGAGGGAAAAUUCACCACCGUGGAAACCGAGGGGCGCGAUUUGGCAGAAGCCUUCGAUGAUCACUGGGGGGCACCGGUCCUCUGGACCCCAGAGUCCCAAACAGACAAGGCUUGAUGCCAUGAAGACAAUGGCUUUGCCCGGACCACAGCCUAUACUGUCAAGACUUACCUACGACAUAGCUCAAGAGCUUGCAGACCUUCCGUCUGACGCCUUCGCAUCGUCUUCGUCCUCUCCUCAGAAACAAGACGAGGUCGUCCUCGUAUCGGAAAGGCGUACCAGGCUAGCUGCACCACAGACUGGGUUACGUCAAACGACGCUAUUCGGUCGAGACGGUGUUGAUGAAGAAGUUCCGCCUUCACAGGCCAAUAAGCGCUACAAUUUCGUUACUACCCAAAAAGAGGAACCCCCAACUCAUCACAAGUUGAACCACGAAGCAAUGAAAACCUGGGUGUAUCCCACCAAUCUUGGAACGACGCGAGACUACCAAUUUAACAUCGUUGCUAGAGGGCUUUACCAUAACCUUUUAGUUGCGUUGCCAACAGGAUUAGGAAAGACAUUCAUUGCAGCAACUAUCAUGCUGAACUGGUACCGCUGGACGACAGAGGCACAGAUCGUGUUUGUUGCGCCCACAAAGCCUCUUUGUACCCAGCAAGUCCAAGCCUGCUUCAACAUCACCGGCAUCCCGCGCUCCCAAACUACUCUGCUCACUGGGGGAGUUGCUCCGGGCUUAAGGGCUGAAGAAUGGGCCAGCAAAAGAGUGUUCUUCAUGACACCCCAAACGCUACUAAACGAUCUCAAAGCUGGUUGUGCCGACCCCAAGAAGAUCGUUCUCCUAGUGGUCGACGAGGCACACCGGGCUACUGGUUCAUAUGCUUACGUGGAGGUGGUCAGCUUGAUGCGACGCUUUAAUCCUAGCUUUCGAAUACUUGCUCUGACUGCUACACCGGGUGCAGAUGUGGAAUCCGUGCAGAAGGUCAUCGAUGGUCUAGAAAUCUCCAAAAUCGAAAUCCGUACGGAGAACUCUCUCGACAUCCGUAACUUUGUUCAUCAACGCAAAGUAGAGAAGCACACUUUUGUGAAUAGUGAAGAGAUGGAGAUGUGCAUGACGCUCUACUCCCAAGCCCUGCAACCUUUGACCAACAAGGUGGCCGGACUGAACGCGUUCUGGAGCCGCGACCCCCUUGAUUUAACCCCAUACGGAUGCACACAGUCGCGUCAGAAAUGGUUUGCUAGCGUUGGCAAGCAUGCACCAAUGCCUCAGAAAGCCAUGGUGAACACCAUCUUCCAGGUUCUAGGGAAGAUAUCGCAGGCCAUGGAGUUACUGAAGUAUCAUGGCAUUGGGCCCUUCUACACGAAGCUGAAAGAUUUCAAGCAAGAGAAUGAGGGGAGUAAAUCUAAAUAUAAGAAAGAAGUAACCGACAGCGAUUCCUUUAAGAAGCUUAUGGUUAGACUGCAAAGCUGGGUGAUUAGCGACAAUUUUGUCGGCCAUCCGAAGCUCGAAUAUCUCCAAGAGGCCAUCCUUGAUCAUUUUGUUAACGCCGCGGAAGGCCGAAAUCCAGAUGGUGCUCCUCCAUCGCAGACUCGCAUUAUGGUUUUCGCCCACUUCCGAGACAGUGCAGAGGAAAUUGUGAAGAUAUUGAAGAGGCAUCAACCGAUGAUCCGCCCUCGCGUUUUUGUUGGUCAAGCCAUGGCCAAAAAUUCAGAUGGAAUGAACCAAAAGGAUCAGCUAGAGGUUAUCGAAAAGUUUAAAUCGGGGACAUAUAAUACCCUUGUAGCCACAUCUAUUGGUGAAGAGGGUCUCGAUAUCGGUGAAGUCGAUCUUAUUAUCUGUUAUGAUUCCAAAGCUUCACCAAUCCGUAUGUUACAACGCAUGGGUCGAACAGGUCGAAAGCGCGAAGGCAAGAUCAUUUUGCUACAAAUGAAAGGCAAAGAGGAAAACGAUGCGAUGAAAGCCAAGGAUGCCUACGAAAAGAUGCAAGAGUUAAUUGCCGACGGCUCAAAAUUCAACUUCCAUGACGCGGUUUCGCGGCGGAUUGUUCCUCGAGAGGUACAGCCUAUAGUAGAUAAAUGUGUCGUUGAGAUACCAUUGGAGAAUUCGCAAGCCGAUUUUCUACCAGAACCUAAGAGGAGGAAUGGAAGGCAACCGAAACGACCACCGAAGAAGUUCCACAUGCCUGACGGUGUUAUCACUAGCUUUGUCACGGCGGGUCGAAUGGAUCAAGAGGUCGCCCCCAAACCUCGUGGCAAGAAGAAGGCCACACCUGUGUAUCCCAGUGAGGAGCUAGUGGUGUGCCCUCUCCUAGAGACGGUCCUACUUGAUAACGGAGCUCUGAGGGAUCUUGAACGUCGUUAUCAGACAGUUUAUGACGACGACAAUAAUGCCCCUAUGAUUGAUGACCUAAACCUGGGUAAACAUGUAGCACGGCAGCGCGUGGUAUCGAGAACGGGAAUAUUUUCGCAGCCAGGGCGCGUGGCCCAGCGUUUUGCCAAAACCAUGCAGCGGAUGCACGAAAUGGAUGACGAGCGACUGGGUGAAUUCAGAAGCAAUGUUCAUCGCUCCAACCUCGGAUCAGCGCCGGAGAAUAACAUGGUUGUAUCUGACCACUCUAACUCGGAACUGAUGGAAGGACUAGAUCCGGAGAUAUGGGAAGAUGAUGACCCAGCAUCGCAGCCACAAUCCAAACCCAGAACAAGGCCAGGUCCGAAACAGAAAGCAAAGACAACUCCCAAGACAGCAGCUCCUCGUAGUCGGCCGCCUAAAAAGGCCCCUGCUGCCACAAAUUCACCAGUUCGGCAACCUACCGUCAAGGCAAAGACUAAGACACCUACCUACCGCCUCUCAGGUUUUGCAGAUGAAGGGGAGGAAUCUUCUCCUCCACCCACAGAUCCCCAAAUGCGUCUCGCCUCCCAAGCUGUCUCCCUAGGCUCAGACGACACUGUAGUCGAUGAUGCAAUUGAAGAUACCCAAGCCUAUCUUCUAGACUCUGAUCUCCGAAGCUUUAUCGCAUCUGACAACGAAGACAUCCAUGUGCCGAACUCGAGCCUUCCGAGUCUGGAUUUUGGAGGCCUCGGGAAAGGGACGCAGGCUGUAGUUAACGAAGCAAAGCCGAAGAGACAGAAGAGGUUGGUGAAGAUAUUCACAAGCGACCCUACGGAUGAUGAUGCGGUUGUUAGUAGUGAUAGUGAUGAUAAUAUGUUGAUCCAAAAGGAGGCAAGUGGGCGCGCUACGAAGAGGCCAGCUUUUGUAGUGGAUUCUGUGACAGAGAGUGAGGGAGAUGAGGAGGCCGUCAGGCUGCAGAAGAGGGCUCGGAGGCCAGUUGUUGACGAUAGCGAAGACGAAGAGUGAUGACAUAAGUUGACAGCAAUGCAUGUUUUCUUGGUCCCUGGGGGAUUGGAUUGGACUUUACACAUUGCAAUAUACCCAUACAGCCACCGCUCAAUGGAGCGUUGGCGAAUUAAGACGAUAUCUUUGAGCUGAUGCUUCUACGCCUUCUCAGGCUCGUCGAACUGCGUCCAAUACUCUGGUUCAUAGCCUUCCACGUUU